Molecule: messenger RNA, 2977 nt
Organism: Colossoma macropomum (tambaqui)
Lineage: Eukaryota; Metazoa; Chordata; Actinopteri; Characiformes; Serrasalmidae
Gene: pde11al
Product: phosphodiesterase 11a, like
Exons: 20
Coding region: 1-2766 (921 amino acids)
Biological process (GO): signal transduction
Molecular function (GO): 3',5'-cyclic-nucleotide phosphodiesterase activity; protein binding
Source: RefSeq, a predicted model, not a curated record
AUGACAACUUUUGACUUCUCGGACGUCGAGGCGUUUCUGGACUGCCACCCGGACCUCUUCGAGCAGUAUCUGAUGCGCAAGAGCCGCCGGGACUCUCUGAGCGGGUGGCUGGAGCAGCGCGCGCCCUCCAAGUCCUCCUCCGCCGCGGAGGAGAAGGAGAAGAGUGAUCCCUUUUCGUCCUCCUCCUGCGCGGACGCGCUGAAGCGCCGCUCGUCGCACGCGGAGCUCCGGCGCAGCUUCGCGCGCUCCAAAGCGAGCACGGCGCAUCGCACGUACGACGAGCACGUGAGCCUGUCGGCGCACGAGUCGCAGUCGAGCGUGCGGCGGCGCGCGCUGCUGCGCAAGGCCAGCUCCCUGCCGCCCACCACGGCGCACAUCCUGAGCGCGCUGCUGGAGUCGCGCGUGAGCGUGCCGCGCUACGAGUCUAGCGCGCUCGACUACAAAUGUCGCCUGAAGGAGUCCAACGAGCGCGAGUUCUUCCUCGAGCUCGUCAAGGACAUCUCCAACGAGCUGGACAUGACCAACCUAAGCUACAAGAUCCUCAUCAACGUGUGCAUCAUGGUGAACGCGGACCGCUGCUCGCUCUUCCUCGUGGAGGGACCCUCGCACAAGAAGACCCUCGUGUCCAAGUUCUUCGACGUGCACUCGGGCACCACGGUGCGACCCUCCUCCAGCAUGGACUCCAACGAGGUGCAGGUGCCCUGGGGAAAGGGCAUCAUCGGCUACGUGGCCGAGCAUGGCGAGACCGUCAACAUCCCAAACGCUUACGAGGACCAUCGCUUUAGUGAUGAGAUUGACAAGCUGACAGGUUAUAAGACCCAGUCGAUCCUGUGCAUGGCCAUUUGUAACAGUGAUGGGGAGGUGAUUGGAGUGGUGCAGGCCAUCAACAAAAACCCCAGCGGAACUCCUUUCACUGAGGAUGAUGAAAAGGUGCUGCAGAUGUAUCUGCCCUUCUGUGGAAUAUCGAUCUCCAAUGCCAAGCUCUUCUCAGAGUCCCGCAAAGAGUACGAUAGGAGCAGGGCUCUGCUGGAGGUGGUGAAUGAUCUGUUUGAGGAGCAGACAGACCUGGAGAAGAUUGUGAGGAAGAUCAUGCAGCGAGCUCUAACGCUGCUGCAGUGUGAGCGCUGCUCUGUGCUGCUGCUGGAGGACAUUCACUCACCUGUGGUGAAGUUCUCUAAGACGUUUGAGCUCAUGUCUCCACUCUGCAGUGUUGAUCAUGACAUAAGCAUGGAGAAGGUGUCCUGUUCAGACUGGCUGAUCAAUAACAGCAUUGCUGAGCUGGUGGCGUCCACAGGCCUGCCUGUCAACAUCAGUGAUGUGUGUCAGGAUCCCCGCUUUGAUGCUGAGGCUGAUCAGGCCUCAGGGUUUCAUAUCAGGUCAGUGCUGUGUGUCCCCAUUUGGAACAGAACCCAUCAAAUAAUUGGUGUUGCCCAGAUUCUUAAUCGCCUGGACAGGAAGACGUUUAACGAUGCAGAUCAAAGGCUAUUUGAGGCUUUUGUUAUAUUCUGUGGCCUCGGCAUCAACAAUACGAUGAUGUACAACCAAGUGAAGAAGACAUGGGCCAAGCAGUCUGUAGCUCUGGAUAUGCUGUCUUAUCAUGCUACAUGCUCAAAGGUGGAGGUGGAUCGACUCAAGGCUGCUAAGAUCCCCCUGAGCAGCGAGCUGGGCAUUGACGAGUUUCACUUUAAUGACUUUUCACUGGACAACGACGCCAUGAUCACCGCCUCCCUGCGGAUGUUUCUAGAGCUCGGGGUUGUGCAGAAAUUCAAAAUUGAUUAUGAGGUGCUGUGCCGAUGGCUGCUCACUGUGAGGAAGAACUACCGCACUGUGGCCUAUCACAACUGGAGACACGCCUUCAACGUCUCCCAGUGCAUGUUUGUCAUGAUCACUACUGCAGGUUUUCAGGAAGUUCUGACGGAUACAGAGACUCUGGCACUGAUGGUUGGGUGUCUCUGCCAUGACCUGGACCAUCGUGGCACUAACAAUGCCUUUCAAGCCAAGUCAGGGUCAGCACUGGCGUUACUGUAUGGAACAUCAGCCACUCUCGAGCAUCACCACUUCAACCACGCCGUCAUGAUCCUGCAGAGCGAGGGUCACAACAUUUUUGCCAACCUCUGCUCUAAAGAGUACAGCCACAUGAUGCAGCUCCUAAAGCAGGCCAUCCUGUCCACAGACCUCACCCUGUAUUUCCAAAAAAGAACAAAGUUCUUUGAAUAUGUUCUGUCUGGAAAGUUCAGCUGGUCAAAUCAGGAGCACAGAGAUGUCCUCAGGUCCAUGCUGAUGACUGCAUGUGACUUGGGUGCAGUGACUCGACCGUGGAGGAUCUCUAAACAGGUGGCAGAGCUGGUGACUAGUGAGUUCUUUGAGCAGGGUGACAGGGAGAGGUCGGAACUGAAGCUGACUCCCUCUGCCAUUUUUGAUCGCAACCGUAAAGAUGAACUCCCUGCUCUCCAGCUGGAGUGGAUUGAUGGGAUUUGUAAGCCAUUGUAUGAGGCUUUGGUGAAGCUGAAUAGGAAGCUCCAGCCAAUGGUAGAUGGGAUAGAUGCCAAUCGCAAGAAGUGGGAGGAGCUUUGUUUGUCCUAUCAGCAAGCACGCCGAGCCUCAGAAUCCUCCAAUCUUUGUCAAGAGGAGGGAGAAGCCGAAGAAUCCAAUCAAAGCGCAGAAUCUGCCUACAGACCACAUGCACAGUCAUGUGAAUGUGCAGCAACCAAUCAAAACACAGACUCCACCCACAGACCGGAGUCAAAUCAGACCAACAGCAACUAGUGAGAGGUUAACUUCAGUAGCCAGUGGAAGGGAUAGAGGAGAGAAUACUAACUAAAACAGACACAAUGCGUUUAUAUUACAGAGUGUCACAGUGCACAUCUGUUUGGGUUGCUUUGUGAUUUGUAUUGAUGAAAAACUGGUAAAAAGCUUGGUUGGAAUGUUGAGCAUUCCAUAAUUCUUGUUUAAUAUGUAGUGAUGGGAUUGCUUACAG